AUGAGGCUCCUUGCAUCAAACUCCACAAGGGCCACCACAAGCCAGACGCCAUUGUCUUGGAACGUUGGCACUUUUGCCAGCAGAACGGCUCGAAUCAUGGCGCUUGCAAUGUUCGGCGCACUGGUUAUCCAAGUUGUGCUCCUAGAUUGUGCGUUUUCUCUUUUUUUCACCGAAGAGAAAAACGAGCUCCUUGCGAGUAGCCAAGAUCCCAGUGAUUUUCAGUUGGCAUCCUACCAAAGCUAUGGAUUCUUUGAUGACAUCUCAUCCGAGGAUUGGAAGCUACACCAACAACGCUUUCAAACUCACAAAGACCAUAUGAAUGAUAGAAGACCAGAUCCCACUUCAAAUGAGCUACCAGCAAUGUACUACAUGAGUCACUAUGAUCCUCUUUUUACUUGUCCCCAUGAACGCCGAUUAGGAGGGCUGGGUGAUGGGCCAAAGUGGACUUGUGAUCCGCAUCGACUGGAACGAGUUGCCAGGGAAAGAAAAGAGAAAACUCAAGCUGGGGCACAAACAAGCAACAAGCAACAACAGGCUAACUGCCUGAUCUAUUCGAUUGGGUCUGCUGGAAAAUAUGAAUGGGAAGAAGCUCUGGCCAAGUCCCUGAUGAAAGAAGGACAAACAACUCUUCAGACUAAUUGUGAAAUCCAUGUUUUUGAUUACAGCAAGGACUACACCAAAUCAGGCCAUUCCAGUGAGCUCAACAUUCACUUUCAUCAAUGGGGAUUGAAGAGCAGCUAUGAUGACAGCUUGCCCAAGGCAUGGAAUAUCCCGCCGAAGGAUUUGGAGCGACUCUACACCCUUCCUGAAAUGAUGGCCAAGUUAGGUCACACUCACCAUACCAUUGAUGUUCUCAAGAUUGAUUGUGAAUUCUGUGAAUGGUUCACCUACAAGGAUUGGUUGAAGCCUGAGUUGAAAAUUCUGCAAUUGCUCAUUGAAGUACACAAUCUACCAACGUCAUUACCAAAUCCCCAACAAAACAAAGGUGGACGAUACUUUCCUGUGUCGACCAAUUUGUCGCCUUCUCAGUUUUUUGAUGACAUUGAGAAUGCGGGAUUUGUUAUGUACAGUAAGGAGCCAAACAUCCAUCCACAGGCACAGGGAAAUGGGGUUGAGUUUGCUUACAUUAAACUUCACCCGGAGUUCUUCAAAGCUGAGGGAGCUACGAAGUGA
Seminavis robusta is the source of this 1173-nucleotide messenger RNA. The record is from the annotation of a GenBank genome assembly. Lineage: Eukaryota; Bacillariophyta; Bacillariophyceae; Naviculales; Naviculaceae.